Molecule: messenger RNA, 1553 nt
Organism: Linum tenue
Lineage: Eukaryota; Viridiplantae; Streptophyta; Magnoliopsida; Malpighiales; Linaceae
Source: the annotation of a GenBank genome assembly
GUGGCUUUCAACUGAGGUGGGUCCCACUUUCCCACGUCCGUCCCCGUCCUCUCUUCCUUUUCACCUUCUUCGCUCUCGCUCCUUCUUCAAUUGUCCAGUCAUCUCUCUCCCCUUUCCUUCCGUUCCAUUCCCAUCCACGCCUAAAACGAGCCCUUCUUCUUCUUCCAUCGUUCUCUCUUUCGGUCACCUAACCCUAAUCGAAAUUCAAUUCGAAUCAAACCCACAUUUCUGAUUCAUUGCUCGCUGUAUCUCUCUCUGUCUCACUGCAUUGUUGAAAUCUUUGCUCGAUCAGAUCCACCCCACUAGUCUUGCUGUGGUUACCGUUGUUGGGUGGUUCCUUUACUUCCUCUAUUUGUUGUUCUCUCAGCCGGAAACCCAAUUGAAAGGAGAAAGGAGGAAUACGCGACGUGGUCGUUCCCGGCCAGGGGAGAAUUGGCACUCAAGCAAAAUACUGGACCAUCACUAGGGAAGAUCUGGGUUAUAAUAUGCUUCCAUAGGGUGUAGGAUUCUGUGAAGCUUGGUAGAAGAUGGCAUUUUACUCAGAGGAGGAUAACGCAGAUGAUUACCUGUUCAAGAUAGUAUUGAUUGGUGAUUCCGCUGUUGGGAAGUCGAAUUUGCUGGCCAGGUUUGCAAGAGACGAGUUCUAUCCUAAUUCGAAAUCUACCAUAGGGGUCGAAUUCCAAACUCAGAAGAUGGAUUUCGAUGGUAAAGAAGUUAAAGCACAGAUCUGGGACACUGCUGGUCAGGAGCGGUUUAGAGCUGUUACAUCUGCUUAUUACAGAGGUGCAGUUGGAGCACUUGUGGUGUAUGAUAUCAGUCGACGCCAAACUUUCGAGAGCAUUGGCAGAUGGCUCAAUGAACUUCACACUCACUCCGACAUGAAUGUAGUAACAAUACUUGUGGGCAACAAAUCGGACCUCAAGGAAGCUAGAGAAGUGACCACAGCAGAGGGGAAGGCUUUAGCAGAGGCACAAGGUCUGUUCUUCAUGGAAACUUCUGCUCUCGACUCCUCCAAUGUGACAGCUGCUUUCGAGACGGUCGUGAAGGAGAUCUACAAUAUAUUGAGCCGGAAAGUCAUAUCUCAGGAGCUCAAGAAACAGGAUGCCCCCGAGAUGGGGGAUGGGAAGACAGUGGUUCUACAGAGAGAUGGUGAACAAGGCGGUGAAAAUGCUGACGGUGAGGCACCUAAACAAGGUGCCGGCGGGUGUUGUUGAUCAAUUCAGGUUUAGGGAAGGAUUAAGGAAGUCUCUUUUGUUUGUGAUUAGAUGUUUAACAUUCAAAUGAGUUAUCUGUGUUGCCCCCCGCCCAAAACCCUAGAAGCCACUUAUGAAGAAAGUAGGGUUCUUCUUCUUGUUCUCCAUCGCAGUUGAUUUGGAGAUAUCAGUGUUGUUCAUAGGAGUGGGCAAAAUGUAAAUGAGAUUAUUAUCUGAAGAACGGGUUCACAAAUGAUUAUGAGACUCCUUUAAUGUUCUGUAGUGCUCUGUUGCCCUUCUCUACUUAAAUUAUGCAUAAAUUAGUUUAUCUCGCUUGAUUUUCUAAUCGUAGUAAGGUCU